Molecule: messenger RNA, 356 nt
Organism: Cyprinodon variegatus (sheepshead minnow)
Lineage: Eukaryota; Metazoa; Chordata; Actinopteri; Cyprinodontiformes; Cyprinodontidae
Product: ephrin type-B receptor 1-like
Exons: 2
Biological process (GO): axon guidance
Cellular component (GO): neuron projection
Molecular function (GO): protein binding; transmembrane-ephrin receptor activity
Source: RefSeq, a predicted model, not a curated record
AGACAGUGAUGGAUACAAGGACAGCAACAGCUGAGCUUGGCUGGAUAUCGUUCCCCGCCAAUGGAUGGGAGGAGGUGAGCGGCUAUGAUGAAAACCUUAACACCAUCAGGACUUACCAGGUGUGCAAUGUGUUUGAGCCAAGCCAAAACAACUGGCUCCUCACCACGUAUAUCGACCGGCGGAAUGCACAACGCAUCUAUGUGGAGAUCCGCUUCACAGUACGGGAUUGUGCUUCCAUACCAAGUGUUCUGGGCUCCUGCAAAGAGACAUUCAAUCUUUACUACCUAGAAGCUGACAGGACUAUGUCAGAGAGCAUCAAAGGGGUGGAGUAUUGGGCCAAUGCCCCUUUUUUAAAG